AUGCUAGUUUCGCUUACCGUUGGAAAGGUCGAUGCCGGCCUAGCCAUCCUUCUUACCGAGGAGAAACGAUUGGUAGGUUUGGCCGCAUCUACUUGCGGGCAGGUAGCCCCGCCGGAGGAGGGUAUUUAUGGAACUGACAAAGUCAAGAUCGAAUUCCCCUCCGUCCUUUUACCUUCUGGAAUCGCAUCCGGCUCAAUAGUCGAUAUUCAGAUCUCGCAGAACACAGAAGCCGAGAACGCAGCAAGAGAGGCCUUCCAUUCUCUCCAGGAGGAGAUCUACAACCUCUAUGGGAUCCAUUCUCCUUCAAAACCCAUCCUGCGUGUUAGGAAUGCCACGCAGACAUCUGUUGUGCUCGAGUGGGAUCCGGUCCAACUAGCUACAGCCACCCUCAGAAGUUUGACCCUCUACCGUAAUAAUUCAAAGGCCGGGGCUAUCCCGAACCCAACAACCCACACAUCUACAAAGAUCAGCGGACUAGCAUUGGAUACCGAAUACUCUUUCCAUCUCGUCUUGCGAACCAGUGCAGGUACCUACUCCAGCGAGAAGCUAGCCGUCAGAACCCACAAGAUGACCGACCUCUCCGGUAUCACGGUAUGCCCUGGCGUCAUGCCCGGAGAGACUAGGGAGGAACUCGAAACUACACUUCAGAGGAUUGGGGCCAAGCCACUCCAGGAUUUUGUUAGAAUCGACACAACACACUUUGUUUGUACGGAGGGACGUGGCCAGAAUUGGGAAAGGGCGCAGGAGAUGAAUAUUCCUGUUGUUAGACCGGAAUGGCUGCAUGCUUGUGAGAAGGAAGGGAGGAUCGUGGGAGUUAGGCAAUUCUAUCUAGGUGCAGAUGUGAGUAGGAUGAGGCAGGGGCUUCAGCAACAGGGCUCCCGUCCUCAGCAGCAGCAUCGACCCAUGCAGAGCAUAACGGAAAGCCCAGUUACAACUCCAGUUGCAGCCCCAGUUGCGGAGAGACGGGAUAGCAGGCACGAAAUUCCACCCGUAGAGAGAAGAGAGACUAGGCAGGAGAGCCCUGCUCCCGUCACAAGGCCUGAGGAGGAGGGGGAAGAAGAGACACAGAAGGGGGAGGAUAAGCAGGGAGGCCCGGAGGAAGAUCAGAAGAAGGAGAAGGCGCCUUCUGAACAUAGCGCUGAAGAGGAGGCUGCUGAUUUCGUGACUUUGGGUAACGGAAGACCUACACCUACAGCUCUUGAUCCAGAGACGCCGGUUACAGACACGGGAAAACCUGAGGAGGGAUUUGAGGAAGUUCGACUUUGA
This is a messenger RNA of Tuber aestivum (summer truffle), 1266 nucleotides long. Lineage: Eukaryota; Fungi; Ascomycota; Pezizomycetes; Pezizales; Tuberaceae. The record is from the annotation of a GenBank genome assembly.